Dermacentor silvarum is the source of this 887-nucleotide messenger RNA. Its product is annotated as cuticle protein 16.5-like. The coding region runs from base 17 to 769 and encodes 250 amino acids. The record is from RefSeq and is a predicted model, not a curated record. NCBI's taxonomy places the organism in Eukaryota, Metazoa, Arthropoda, Arachnida, Ixodida, Ixodidae. The transcript has 3 exons.
CAGCUCUGAAGUUAAAAUGAUCCGCGCCUGCAUCGUCCUCGCCCUGGCCACCAGCGCCUUCGCUGGUUUCGUCGGCACUGCCGGAUACAGCGUCGGCCUGGCUGCCGCCCCAGCCGUCGCCACCGUUGCCCACGCUGCCCCAGUUGCCACCUAUGCCGCUGCUCCAGUUGUUGCCGCUGCCCCAGCUGUCGCCACUGUGGCCCACGCCCCAGUCGCUACCUAUGCCGCUGCUCCAGUCGUUGCCGCUGCUCCAGCUGUGACCAGGGUUGCCACCACUUACGCCGCUGCCCCAGCUUUCGCCACUGUCGCCCACGCCCCAGUCGCCACCGCUGUUGCUGCCCCAGCCGUUGCCUCCUACGCCGUUGCUCCAGCUGUGACCCGUGUCGCCACCGUUGCCCACGCUGCCCCAGUCGCCACCUACGCCGCUGCCCCAGCUGUCGCUACUGUGGCCCACGCCCCAGUCGCCACCGCUGUUGCCGCCCCAGUCGCCACCUAUGCCGCUGCCCCAGCCGUCGCUGCUGUCCACGCUGCCCCAGCUGUUGCCACCACCACCGUCCACCACGCCCCAGCUGUCGCCACCGUUGCCCACGCUGCCCCAGUUGUCGCUGCCUACCACGCCGCUCCAGCCUACGGCUACGGCAUCGGCACCCUCGGUUACGGCGUUGGCCACUACGGCUACGGCCACGGACUCCUCGGCUAUGGCCUGAACUACGGCUACGGCCUUGGCUCGCCCUUCGACUACACCACCCUCCUCCGCAGGAAGAAGUAAAUCUCUGGCGUACCCGUAACAUCGACAGUUGCUUUCACCGACCAAAAUACGUUUACCUAUCGCUUCUACAGCGUAGUUCGAAGAAACUAUUGGCUGAAAUAAAAUUAAACUAUUUUCC